Fraxinus pennsylvanica is the source of this 1056-nucleotide messenger RNA. NCBI's taxonomy places the organism in Eukaryota, Viridiplantae, Streptophyta, Magnoliopsida, Lamiales, Oleaceae. The record is from the annotation of a GenBank genome assembly.
AUGGAUACUUCUGCAACCCAUCUUCUGAAAGAUGAGCUCGAUAUAGUGAUACCCACUAUUAGGAAUCUUGAUUUCUUGGAAAUGUGGAGGCCAUUUUUUGAGCCUUAUCAUUUGAUCAUAGUGCAAGAUGGUGACCCAUCAAGGACAAUCAAGGUCCCUGAUGGCUUUGAUUAUGAGUUGUAUAAUCGAAAUGAUAUCAAUAAGAUUUUGGGUCCUAAGGCUUCCUGCAUUUCCUUCAAGGAUUCUGCCUGCAGAUGCUUUGGGUAUAUGGUCUCCAAGAAGAAGUAUAUCUUCACCAUUGAUGAUGAUUGCUUUGUUGCGAAAGACCCUUCUGGCAAAGAAAUCAAUGCCCUUUCACAGCAUAUCAAGAAUCUACUCUGCCCUUCAACACCAAAUUUCUUUAAUACCUUGUAUGAUCCUUUCCGUGAGGGUGCGGAUUUUGUUCGUGGAUAUCCUUUCAGCCUUCGUGAGGGUGUGCCAACAGCUGUUUCUCAUGGCCUCUGGAUGAACAUUCCUGAUUAUGAUGCACCUACACAACUCGUGAAGCCUCUUGAGAGGAAUAAACGGUACGUUGAUGCAGUCUUGACAAUACCAAAGGGCACCCUCUUUCCCAUGUGUGGAAUGAAUUUGGCAUUCGACCGUGAUCUUAUUGGCCCUGCAAUGUACUUUGGACUCAUGGGAGAUGGCCAACCGAUUGGCCGCUAUGACGAUAUGUGGGCUGGCUGGUGUGUCAAGGUGAUAUGUGAUCAUCUAGGAUUGGGAGUCAAAACCGGGCUGCCGUACAUAUGGCACAGCAAAGCUAGCAACCCAUUUGUGAACCUAAAAAAGGAAUACCAUGGCAUCUUCUGGCAAGAAGAAAUCAUUCCAUUCUUCCAAGCAGCAACUCUUUCAAAGGACAGCACAACUGUUCAGAAAUGCCAUGUUGAACUGUCCAAACAAGUCAAAGAAAAACUUGGCAAAAUAGACCCUUAUUUUGUGAAGCUUGCAGAUGCAAUGGUCACAUGGAUCGAAGCUUGGGACGAACUCAACCCCGCUACGGAUUCUGGCAAGAAAUAG